AUGCCUCAAAAAGAUGAGGAAGAAAAAAACUAUGACAGCGAUUCCGAGGAUUCUGACAGGUUCAAGGUAUACGUUGAAAAUAUGGAAUUCAUCCAAGAACACAAUGAAAAGUUCAACAAGCAGCUUGCGUCGCACAGCGUUGAGUUGAAUCAUUUCGGAGACAUGAGCUCGGCAAACUCUCUCAUGGGCUGGUUCACUCAUGCUCAGACUGAAUUCAGGUCACGAGUCUGGCGUCUGAACGAAUUUGAGCAUUUGGCCGGCUGCGGAAAUGUGAGCGAAAUGGAGGACGACGAGUACAAUGCCGACGUAAAUAUCACGGCACUUCUUGGCGAAGGUGAGAUACCAGAGUAUGUCGACUGGCGGGAGAGGGGCUUCCUGACACCCGUGAAAAGCCAAGGUCGCUGUGAGCUCACGCCAGAUGGCAUCCGAGAGAAGGCCAUGACUUCAACCUUUAUGACACUGGCAUGCGAGACCCAUUGCAACAUCUCUGGCCUUCUGGACUGCAGUUUUAGAUGUCCUGGACUGUUGAAGGCGGAUCAUCAGGAGCCCUUGGUUUGA
Rhipicephalus microplus (southern cattle tick) is the source of this 558-nucleotide messenger RNA. RefSeq names its product papain-like. Lineage: Eukaryota; Metazoa; Arthropoda; Arachnida; Ixodida; Ixodidae. The record is from RefSeq and is a predicted model, not a curated record.